GCAAUAAACAAGCCAAAAUAAAAUUCUGGGAUACUAUCAAAUUUUGGUUUCAUUAAAUCAGUUAUAAUCCCAUCUUGCCCAUGUAGCCUGGGUGAAGAUGGGUUCUUCCACUUGUUGCACCAGUCGUCAACCUCCUUCCCCCGAUGCAGCCUCACCUCGUCCUGUACGAUCACCAUCACUUACCCCAGUUAACACUCUGAGUAAAUCUCCAAGAAAAGCUUCGAACUUAAGGACUGGGGAACUACAAACAGAAGUCACUAGAUGGGGGGGCUCGGCUACAAAAAUGGAAGAUGCAAUAGAAAUGAGAGCCCUUUUUGAAGGAGAAUGUUUCCCUGAUAGUGAUAAAGAGAACGGAAUUGUGGUAGUCGAUGAAGGAGAUAGUGAUGAUGAUGACGAGGACGAAAGGCGGCAGGAAGUUAAGCAAAUGCUCAGCUCCAACACACUCAAAUCCGUCAAAAACCGUUUAAUGAAAACAUUUUCCCGCGAAUCUGGCAUUGCAAAGGCCGAUAAGAGAAGAAGUAUAGGACCCAGCCAGGAAGAAGUCGAGCGAAGAAAAGAACUGAGGAGGAUAAGGCAGAAGAGAAUUGAAGAGGAAUUGAGUUAUGAUGAUGGAUAUGAUGAGGAUGCUCAAUCUAUGAGUACAGUGGAUUGUCCUGCUACGAGGACCGACAAGGGUCAGAAGAGGCAGUCUGUUUUACCGGAGGACAGUGGCAACUUUCCAAUUUUCAGAAAGCAGAGCUCUUCCUUUGGAUCAGAAGCGGUUAGCAAUGGCAGCAAGAAGUCUCUCUCUACCAGCAAUAAUGAUAACGCGAGUAAAGUAUCGCCAUCAGCUAUCAAGCUUGAUAACAUCAGCAAGGUAUCACUUUUGAAACCAGCAGAUAGAGGAAAGUCCCGAACAUAUUUGGGUCCUGGUGAUCCUAACCCCAAUCUUCUCAAACCGGUCAACACUCCACCCCGAAGAUACAGUUCACCUGGUCCUUUUCCUACACCAAGUGAAAUUGACUUUUUCCAGCCUGAAAAACACCACCUGAGAAAAACAGACAGUGAGGUUUGUUCUAUACCUUCAACACCUCUAAUAGAGGCUCAAAUAUUACCAAAUUUGACUACCCUUAACCCAAGUACAGCCUCAAGUUGGCGAUUAUCAUAUACUUCUCAUAAAAACAAUCGUGGAGCGCAUCUUCGAAGGUUAAGUCAACAAUUUGAUGCUCCAAUACAGUCAGCGACGGAUGUUGCAAACGUGGGAACUCAAACACUGCCACGCUGGCUAAAAACUCAGGGGCUCCAAUUACCUUCGCAAGGUAUCACUACUUCGGAAGUUAGCACUGCACAGAAAGAGCCAUCAUUUAUGCGUCCACCACGUUCAGAUACUGGAUUUGGUGGGGUUGAUGGCAGCGGAAGCUUUUCAAAUAUGCAUUUGCAGGAUAUGGAUAUUUCUAAACGUCUUCUGCAGAGCUCUUGCUCGUCACCACAACUGGUCAGCUGGGAGAAGCAUCACCGUGAAGCUUCUGGAAUUAGUACUGCGACAAAUAGUCGUGCUAGGUAUAUGAGAAACCCAUCGGAAACAAUAUCAAUUCCUUCAUGUCCAUCAAUUGCUUUGAGCGAGCUAGUGCCACCAAAUUGGGGGAAAACACCAAAUGAUGGAACAUCUUCAUUUUACCCUACCGUGCCGAAUAGUAUUCAGCCUUCGCCAGAAUGUUCAAGGUUUGAGCUUUCUUCUUUCAUGUCAAUGAAUAGAAGCAUCCCUACAAUGGUGGAGCCACAAGUAAUUGAUGAGAUGAUUAGUCCUCUUCGCUCGCCAUUAAUGCCAGCAGCAAUGGGGUGCGAUACACCUACCACAAUCAACGUAUCGUUAACAAGCCUUCAUGCCCCUUUAAGCAGAUACUCCGCUAAACAAAUUGAUGAGAGCUCACUUUUUGCUUCUGAAACUACCAGUUUUCGAGAGCGAGAACUGGAAUUGAGUCAUAUUCAAGCACGGUUUGCUUCAUCCGAUUUGCGUCGACCUCCAAGUACACCAAUAUCAAGCAAGUUUCGCGAAGAGUUUGAUAUUUCACUCACCCCUCAAACCAAAUCUCCAUUUCAGAAGCUUGUCAGGGCUUGCUCACUGAAAAGAAGCCGUGAUCUUGUGGAAGAGGAUCUGCUACUUGCUCCUCCACCGCAUAGAUCGGGAUUCGGGUAUAGAUUCACCUCUACUCCCACAACUCUAGGUAGAAGAAGCUCUGCACGUUAUUCAACUUCGGCGAAAAAAACUUCGGAAAGACAUCGAACCCCCAUUGUUGAUGAUUCAAUCGAUACUCCAGUAAAAGGCAAGUUUUCUGCAUUUCGCAGAAUCAAACGCCUAGCUAGUCUGGGUGGAUACGAUGGUCCGGCAGAUGAUCAUCGAAGAAGUAGAGCCGAUUCUGGUACUGCACGACGACCAUCUGCUUUGGAUGCCAGGCUAGGCUUGGGCGCUGAGAUGACCGCAAAGGAGGCUCAACGGAAAAUAUCUAUACCUCCUAAUAUACCAUCCAUUAGAUUGCCAGUUCCCGAGUCUCCGAGUAUCAACACGGUAGACGCUCAUGAGCCUGGUGUUCUGGCUCGCAUUAGCACAUCCAUACAUGCUCCGACUCCGGAACUUCAUUUUCCUGAUACUCUUGCUCGUAUCGGUACUUCUAUGCAUAUUGACUUGCCCACACCUCAUUUUCCCGAUGCCUCAUCGCUUCUUCAUACUCCCCAUUUUGAUAUUCCAACCCCUCACAUUCCACAUAUUCCUCAUAUCAAUGUGGGUCAUCACGAUUCAGAUUCUGCUCCAAAGGAAAAGAAAGGGCCCAAAGCAGCACCUGCAAUUGUUCCAAUUGCUCCACCAAAAUCAAGGGUUCAAAAGCCUGGCAAUGAUCCUCAAGGUGGGGCACCACAGUGGAGAGGCCCACGAGCUAGGAAUCGCUCCACGACUAGGGAUGACAAUAGGAGAAGAAUGGAUACUAGUCAGGAUGACUCCGCUGCUGUUUGGAUGAAAGCAGUAAAAGGUGCUGUAUCAGAUAGAUCCAAAGCACGCAAGGACAAUCAAGACGGAGAUGACAUUUUUGGAGAUUGGGAGGCAGAACUAGCUGGAGUUGCAUCAAAAUCUAAAUAUGAAAGCCGAAAGUUUGGCUCGAGAGGUAAACCGAAGAUCCAUCAUAUUGAGCAAUUCCCAGAAGCUUGGUGCAGAUUUCCCAGUCAUGAAAGAAAUGCUAGGGGCCAUGAAAGUGCGGGUGUAGAGGCAUCUGUUGAAACCAAAGAUUUUGCCAUUUUAAGAGCGGGAAAUGAGGCUUUGGGAAUAUCGGAUCAUUCUUGCGGUACGAGAAGGAGGAGAAGGCCAGGUAUGUAUACUGAGAAUAGUAGUGAUCUUAGUGAUUCUCAAGUUCUAUCCGAUGAGGAAUUGGAUGCAAUUGAAGCUGCAGAGCCGUGGAUCAAACGGUGGAGUCGGAAAAUCAAAAUAGCUUGGAUGGAUUAUAGGAUUCAGGAGGAUCAGAAGAGUCAUGCAUUUCACUCGGGGAGUUUGGGGAGAAGAGGUUCGAUGACUAUGGAUGGAAAAGUACCAUUUCCAGAAUUGGAAUUGUUACCAAUGAGAGCACCCCCUCCGCCAAGUGAAGUGGUAGAUAAUGAAGCGGAUGAUCUUGAGGAGGAAAGAAAGAGAGUAGAAGCGAUUCAGAAAGCUAAAAUUAAACCGCAUUAUGAGGCGGCAGAUUUGACGCAGAGUAAGGGAGGUGUGAGCGAUUUGUUGGAUAUUUUUAGUACAGGGCCUGAGGAGCCGGCUGAACCAAAAAUGCCAGUUAAGAAGAAGGGACCAAAAGCAAAGAAGGUUAAAGACCCUUAUGCAUUGGAUGAAGACGAUGGAUUGGGUGCUGGUGGUGGUGGUGGUGGUGGAGAAAAGGGUGAUGAAGACGAAAUGCCCAAGAAGAAAGGAAAGAAGGUCAAGGACCCCUAUGCAAUUGAUGAUGAUGAUGAAGACGAGGAUUUGCCACCCGCCCCAAAGAAGAAGGAAAAAGUGAAAGAUCCGUACGCUAUUGAUAAUGAUGACGACGAUGAAGAUAUGCCGCCUGUUCUGAAGAAAAAGGGCAAAGCGAAAGACCCAUAUUCUAUCGAUGAUGAUAUGGAUGGCUCAUCGGAUUUUGGUUCUGGUGAUGAAUUGGGCAGAAUUGAUCAAAUCGUUAUGAAAGAAGUGCUAAGUGAUGAUGAUACGAUUGAUCACACACGAUUCGAAGACUCGGUCAUUAGUUUUCGUGAUCCUGAAUUCUAUCAGGAUUGUUUAGUGAUGCCCAAGGAACCAAGUCCUGUGCAUGUUAAAGAAUGCUCCGUACUAUCUAGUCAUGGAAUCAUUGAAGAAGAAAUUGAGGACCCAUCUAGAAACGGCGCGGGGAUUGGAGUACAAGUGAAAGAGAUUGGCGAGGGGGUUAUCAAGCAAAUUGAGAAGUUCAGAACGUGGAAUGGCAAAGAUUGGGAGAAGGAAAUGGGAAGUUUCUUGAGAAGAAGAGACACGAGUGUAGGAAGAGAUAGUAUGAGAAGCGCGAGAUCUGGAUGGAGUAUUGGAAGUCAGGGGUCUAGAAAUACGGUGAGGAGUGUUGGAGUUGAGGUCAAGAGACUUGAGGACUUGGAGAGAGAAAGGAAGGCUUUGAGAAAGGGUGGGGGUCAUUUGACGGGGGGUGUGCCGAGGAGGGUUAGAGGGAAUAGAGAAAGAGAUUAUGAGAGAGGACAUGAAAGGAGCAUUAGCUUAGGGGGAGGAGUUGGGUCAUUAGAAGCAUUGAAUAGUUCAAGUGAGACCAGGGGAAGGAGGUUGACGUUUGGUAGUGGCAGAUAGUGGGUUGACUGGUACGAACGGUUAGGUUUAGCGCCUUCAGAGAGACUCUAAUCUGAUUCUACUCCCAUAACUCGGGACUGAAGAAAAAUCUUUGGCUCGUUUAUCCCAGAAAUCGGAAUCGAUAGUCAUUUUUGGAGUUGGCUAAGUCAAGUAUAACUUUUCGCGGGGCAUGGGUGGACAUUAUCUUCAUGUAUCAUUCAUUUUCGAGACAUUUCUUAUAAGACUGAAUCUAUGCAUUAGAGAUAUUGGGUCUUGAGUGGUGAGAGAUUAGUAGGUUCUAAUGAGUAUAGCUAGGUUUUAGGUGUAAGUCUGGGAUUGAGAAGGUUUAGAGGAUUUCGGUUGGUAUUAUUCUGUUGUGCAAAUUAUACUUGAGCAUUGUGCAAUCCAUAGAGACUACA
Messenger RNA from Botrytis cinerea B05.10, 5211 nucleotides. RefSeq lists its product as hypothetical. The record is from RefSeq and is a predicted model, not a curated record. The transcript has 3 exons. Bases 98 to 4813 code for a protein of 1571 amino acids. Lineage: Eukaryota; Fungi; Ascomycota; Leotiomycetes; Helotiales; Sclerotiniaceae.